Lachancea nothofagi CBS 11611 is the source of this 1761-nucleotide messenger RNA. Lineage: Eukaryota; Fungi; Ascomycota; Saccharomycetes; Saccharomycetales; Saccharomycetaceae. The record is from the annotation of a GenBank genome assembly.
AUGGUCUCAAUAAGGAGUGUCACCAGUCUUCUGGUUUUAUCCAUAGAUCUGAGCACUGCAAUACCAACAUUCCUUCAAAACGUACUACAAAAUGGCAUCUCGAAAGAACUUAACACUAGAGAAUUGGAAAUCGGAGAAUUAAACUUCUUGCAUACGACGGAUACGCACGGGUGGUUGGGCUCUCAUAUAAACCAAGCUAACUACGAUGCCGAUUGGGGUGAUUUUGUUUCGUUUGCCUCGAGUUUCAAGCGCCAAAAGGUCGGGAAAUCAAGAGAUUUGAUAUUGAUAGAUACCGGGGACAAGCACGAUGGCAACGGGCUCAGUGAUGCUACAGUACCCAAUGGCCGUAUUUCGACCGAAAUUUUCAAUGAACAGGACUAUGAUUUGCUAACUUUGGGUAACCACGAGCUUUACACGGCCGAAAACACGAUCCUGGAGUAUUACUCUACAGCUCUAUCGCAAAAGUUCAAAGAUGCCUACGUGUCAAGUAACGUGGAAUUUGUUACCGAUGAUGGAGACCUGGUACCCUUCGGCUCGAAAUACCGCUAUUUCGAAACUCACAAUCAAAAUAUUCGUAUUUUAGCGCUUUCCUUUAUGUUCAACUUCCAGAGAACAAAUCCAAGAGCCAGAGUCUCCCCUGCAACAAGCAUAUUUCAACAGGACUGGUUUAAACAAAUGGUAAAGCAAUAUCCGCAGGAUAAGGUAGACGUGAUUGUAAUAUUUGGCCACAUGCCAAUCACUGACCCUGAAGCACACGAAAUUAAUCAUGUUCACACGACGUUAAGAAAGCUCUACCCCGAGACUGUCAUUCAAUACUUUGGCGGGCACUCGCAUAUAAGAGAUUUUGCGGUUUUUGAUGAGAGGGCAACCGGACUACAAAGUGGACGAUUUUCAGAAACCGUUGGGUUUCUGUCUAUUGAUAAAAUAAAGAGCGGAGCCCCAGAGUUUAAAAGACGAUACAUUGAUUUCGGCAAACACUCUUUUGCAUACCAUUCGGGUGUUUCUAGGCAAACUAAGAAAGGUCAAGACCUGUCGCUUAAAAUCGCGAGUGUGAGACAAGAGCUGAAUUUAAAUGAAGUAAUCGGCCAUGUUCCAACGUCCUAUUACAUGUAUUCGAAACCUAUAACCUCCAAACACAACAUCUACAAUUUGCUUGUAACGAAGGUUUUACCACGAUUGAAAUCUGAUCAAACAGAUGAGACGAAGUCUCGCUUCAUAAUCAUCAAUACGGGAUCCAUCAGAUAUGACUUGUAUAAGGGGAAUUUCACCAAGGACACAGAGUUUAUUGUUUCACCGUUUCCGAAUGAUUGGAACUUCGUGGAGGUGCCACUUUCGCUGGCCGAAGGUGUUGCAGAUUAUUUGAAUGAAGGCCCCGUAUUGUACACCUCGAUGGCUCCUCCUGGAGCUCGCAGCAGAAAAAGACAUCCAGAGUCAUGCCCUUUCAUUCAUGAUCCAAAACUGAGCAAGGGUUAUACAACGAGGGAUGAUUUUGGAUGUGAUGGUGAUGAUGUACCUCACAAUACGGAGUUAUAUUUUACGGUUCCCAAUGUAGUGCAGUCUGUGGAACUGAAGCCAACAGACGGCGUAAAUGUUCACUUAGUAUUCUACAGUUUCAUUCAAAAAGAUAUAUUAAAGGCUUUGAAUGAAUUGGGCGAGACUCGAUUGAGCGGAUUUGAGCAUUUCACAGAUAGAGAUUGUAAAAGGUACGGAGGUGCUUCUACCAAAGAACUGUUGAAGGAGUAUAUAAGGGAUGGCGAGUGA